AUGUGUCUGGUCUUCUAAUCUGCAUUCAUUUUGAUUCGUUUGUGGUGAAGUUUUACAAUGAUGAGUGUUUACCUGAUUUGCUUGUGGGAUGUUUAUUCAUCUUCCUGUUAAUAAUUUGUCCGUCUCCCACUUUUCAAUGUGUUUCCCCAUUAAUUUCCUAACUGCAAAAAAGUGUUUGUGUGUUAAGUGCAUUGGUUGCCCCCAAGGCCACAGAGCAUUUUAAUCUAUUUUAAUUGUGCAAACCUACACUUGAAUCCCUUCCGCAACAUAACAGUCUGGAGGUGACUGCGCAGCAGCUGAGUUAUAGCUCAUGUGACUAUUUUGAUUUAUCUUAACUUGCUCCUUCCCUGCAUGGCUUUCUUACUGUGCCUUUAAGUGGUGUGGUUUUGCUGUGUGAGAGUGUGUGUGGCCAGAAACAGCAGCGGCAGUGCUGUCCGUGAGAGGGUGCAGUUUGUAAGAGGCUUUUUUUUUGUUCCUCCACCAUGGCUGGCUGCUGCAGCUUGAAGAAUGUGUGCGAAUAUGAAACUAACAAGGUUGUGCGCAUCCAGAGCGUCUACUAUGGGAGCCUCAAGUGGGCCAUCCAUUCUGUCGUCUUCAUGUAUGUCUGUGUUGUCCUUAUUGCUGACAGGCGCUAUCAGAGGAAGGACUCCGUCAUCAGCUCUGUGCACACAAAAGUGAAAGGGGUGUCUCAGUCUGAAGCAAGGAUCUGGGACACAGUGGAGUACACUCUCCCUAUCCAGGGAAUAAAUUCAUUCUUUGUGCUAACCAAUAUCAUCAAGACAGAGAACCAAGUCCAAGGACUUUGCCCUGAGUUUCCCCUUGCCAAAGCUGUUUGCUCUACCGACAAGAGCUGUAUGAAAGGUCGUGUGGACCCUCAGAUUAAUGGAAUUCAGACCGGCAAAUGUGUGAACUACAACACAACCAUCAAAACAUGUGAGGUUGCAGCUUGGUGCCCGGUGGAGUCAAUUAAAAGGGCUCCAGAGCCUGCCAUUCUGAGAAGUGCUGAAAACUUCACCGUGCUGAUAAAAAACAACAUCCACUUCCCGAAAUUUAAUUAUACAAAAAGAAACAUUUCACCGGAUUUUAAUAUUUCCUGUACAUACAACAAGUUCAGUGCUCCGCAUUGUCCAAUUUUCCGGCUGGGAGAUAUUCUCCAAGCAGCAGGAGAGAACUUCUCAGAAGUGGCUGUUCAGGGUGGCAUCGUGGGCAUCGAAAUUAACUGGGAUUGCAACCUGGACAAAUGGCUUCACCGCUGCGAACCCAAAUAUGGUUUCCGGCGUCUGGAUGACAAAAAAACAAACGAAGCCUUGUACCCUGGAAACAAUUUUAGAUUUGCAAAGUAUUACAAGCAGGCUGGUGGGAAGGAGGAGAGAACCCUGAUCAAAGCCUAUGGCAUUCGCUUCGAUAUCCUCGUGUUUGGCAUGGCCGGACGAUUUGAUUUCUUUGAGCUCCUGGUAUAUAUUGGUUCCGCACUCUCCUAUUUUGGCCUGGCACAGUUUGUAGUUGAUUUUCUCAUUACUUCAUAUUCAUGCCGUUGCUUCAAGUACAACCCAGUGAAAGAAUAUUACAUCAAGAAAAAGUGUGAGUUGGUGCCGGGACCAAGAUGGACUCUACUUUAUGUGACUUUUGUUGAUGAGCCACACAUCUUUAUGAUAGACAAAUUUUUGAGGACGAGCCUACAGAAAGUUAAAGGCGAGGUUAUUCACAGGAAUACUGGUGAUUUUAUGCGUGCUGCCAAAAUCCAGCUGCAACAUCCGGAUGAAGUUGUGUCUCUUGUUGGGAACUCUGAAGAGAUGCAGCCUCUUCAGAGCCAAGGGGGACCUGCUGCUUCUUCUUCUUCCUCCUCCUCCUCCUCUUGUGAGCGCCCUGCCUGGUGCAGCUGUGGGAAAUGUCGUCCAGCCAAGGGCUACUGGGAGCAGCUCUGUUGCCGAAGGAAAAACGGGGCCUGCAUCACAACUUCUGAUCUGUUUGAGCGACUUGUCCUUUCCCGGCCGAUGCUGAAGUUUGUUCUCCUCUACAAAGAGCCCUUGUUGGACCUGAGUGGCGAGGCAUCCAACAGGCAGUUUCGGCACUGCGCUUACAAGCAGUACAUUGACUGGCGCUUUGGGGAGGAGGACCUGGAAGAAAGGGCUCUGAUCCCCAACUGCUGCAGGUGGAAAAUCCGGGAUGCCUUCCCCAGCGAGAACGGCGAAUAUGCUGGCUUUGUGAAAAAGGCCUAGCGGACCGUGGAGACUCUGCACUGUGGCUUUGGGGACAGAACAGAUUCAGAGGGCGAGGCAGUGACCCCUUUUGCAAAAAAAACAAAAAACCACCUCUUCAACAAUCCUGCCAUUCUGUGCUUCUUGUUCCAAUUAAUCAAAGUCAGCACUUGCAGAGCAGCAUGGUAUAGUGGUUAGAGUGAUGGAUGAGGACGAGUUCAAAUCUCCAACCAGCCACGAAGCUCACACUGGAUGACUUUGAGCCAGUCACCCUCUCUCAGCCUAAUUUACCCCGCAGGGUUCUUGGGAGGAUAAAAGGAUUGGGGAAGGAAGAACCACAUAUUCUGCAGCCCAGAAUUCCUUGGACAAAGAGUGAGCUAUAAAUGC
Zootoca vivipara (common lizard) is the source of this 2585-nucleotide messenger RNA. It is a transcript of the gene P2RX7, whose product is annotated as purinergic receptor P2X 7. Gene Ontology annotation, molecular function: ATP binding; extracellularly ATP-gated monoatomic cation channel activity; purinergic nucleotide receptor activity. The record is from RefSeq and is a predicted model, not a curated record. Gene Ontology annotation, biological process: calcium ion transmembrane transport; response to ATP; cell surface receptor signaling pathway. Gene Ontology annotation, cellular component: plasma membrane. Lineage: Eukaryota; Metazoa; Chordata; Lepidosauria; Squamata; Lacertidae.